This is a messenger RNA of Trypanosoma conorhini, 2367 nucleotides long. RefSeq lists its product as uncharacterized. Lineage: Eukaryota; Euglenozoa; Kinetoplastea; Trypanosomatida; Trypanosomatidae. The transcript has a single exon. The record is from RefSeq and is a predicted model, not a curated record. Bases 1 to 2367 code for a protein of 788 amino acids.
AUGACUGAGCUUUCUUACCAUUCCUCAGACAAGGGCAGUCGCGAGCUCUCGGCGACGGACGUGAAACAGCAUGAGAAGAAAGACGUGUCCGACAGCUACAGCGACGGCUUUGAGAGCGCCUCAUCGAGGGAGCCCUCGCGCGCGUCUAGUGCGUCGAAGGGCAGCGGCCGCGGCGGCAAGGGGCCCGCGGCCGUGGGUCUGGCUGCACAUGUCCGAGCGGACGAGGUGGACGGCGGCGAGGGCAGUGCGAGCUCCAGGAGCACGAGCACGAGCCGCAAACAUGAGGCCUGUGACAAGCACGAGGAGGCACUUGCUCUCUUAGAAAGGGAAAAUCACUCCGACAGAGACGCCUCCGAAUCGGUGUCGAGGAUGUCGAGCGUGAGCGGGGACAAUGCGGCCUCGAGGAGCACCUCGGGAAAGAUUGACAGUUUGAUUCAGCGUCUCAAAAAUCAAGGGCAUGCACCGAAUGAAAAGGUGCAGGAAGAGGGGAAGUCGACCUCGCCCUCGCCCUCUAAAAGGCCUCAGGGGGAGGCGGCCGGGGCUGGCCGCGGCGGUGAAUCAAUGGCUGUGCAAACAGCGGAGGACCUCUCUAACCUGCUCGCGCAGAAUGAUGAGCUUCGCAUGCGGGUGCUAGAGAAUGGUCGUGCAGGGAAAUACUCCGGCGGACACAAAAGGAGUGCGAAGAGCGGUAAAGACAGGUCCCCGCAUGGACGUCUGCAGCUGCGAAAGACAACCGCAGCGGUUCAACAGGCGCUGCGUCGCGAGCAGGCCCGCCAAGAGCUGCGCGGAGAGCGGGAGUAUUUGGUGUCGCUGCGCAAUCAGCUACGCAAGAAGGUCUUGGCAAAGAAGCGACUACACGCCUAUUUUUCUCUCAUUGAAGAUUGCAAGGCCGAUAUCUCGAGGCUCACGGAGGAGAAGCGCGCAUUGUCACUGGCGAUUCGCCAGAAUGAGAGGGUGCUGCUGAACAACGAGGUGGGGCAGGCCUCGGAGAUGGCGCUCAAGCGACUCAAGGAGGAGAUGCGGGCUGAGACGGUGCUGACGCGGCGUUCCCUGGAAAAGGCCCAGCGCGACGCAACCGAGGCGGUGAAGAUGCACCACGACGCGGAACUUCGCGUGCAGAAAUUAGAGGAGCAGCUGGAGGGGGCGAACAAAAAGGAGGAGGAGGCGACGGAAAACUAUGACCCGGAGGUGCGUGAGCUUAUCGAGGAAAACCAAAGGAAGGCCCAGAAAAUUCAGCUGCUGCGGCGGGAACUGCGCCAACUGAAAUCAAAGCCGCCGAACUCUGCGCAUCACGGCGCCAAGGAGGCGAGUAGGAGGGACGCCGAAAAAGAGAGAGUCUACCUUGUCAAGCGCAUACAACGGUUGCGAAAAGAGUUGGAGGAGUUGUCAGCGAAGGUCAAGCAACAAAAGGUGCACGAGGAGCUGAGGCGAAGUGAGGCCCUGUUGUCAAAUGAGGAUAGCCACACCGAUUUACAAAAUGUUGAUUCAGCGCAGAAGCGUCACUCCAGUGGGGCAGAUGCCCCUCCGAACGUCGAGGAAGGCGGCGACAAGGGGCGGGAAUUGACAUCGGGGAAAAGAACUACCUUGAUGUCACAAAACUCCUGGGCACCGAGUACCAGCACAUUGAGUGAGUCCAAGGGAGAUUCGAUCGACAAGACCAUUGAGGAACUUAGGCACCGCGUGGAACAGGGGCGAGCCAGUGCUGAAACACUGACAACCGAGCGACGCAGUUCUGUAUCAUCGACGCACAUCCCGGGCAAGCCUGCCUCAGACCACACCCUCAUACAUGAGGCGGGGCACUCUUUACGUGGCACACCCGUGGAGCCGGAAUUCCUUCAGGGUGAGAAUGAUGCGGUGUUGGAGGUCAAACAUGAAGCCGAAUUGGACGCACCAACGUCGGAGGAGGAAAUCAAGCAUGAAGCUCGAAAAGAGCUUUCAACGUCAGAGAAGGAAGUCAAGCAUGAUGUCGAGUUGGAACCACCAACGCCAGAGAAGUCAGAAGAAAAAGAAGUACAAGAUAAGAAUGACAGCCACGCAGUUGCGUCGUGGUUUGAUGACGAUGAUGCCAGGACUGGGGAUACUCCAGAGAAGGAGGUUUUGAAACCCGCUGUUGCAGCCGGUCUGCACCUGGCUGAGCAGCCUGACGCCAAGGAAGGCGACGUCACGGAAAAUGCCCCGGCAGAAGUACAGGACAGUACUGACAAGAAUGCUGGCAUGGGGGCGGAAGCCGCGGCUGAAGAAGACCGUGUAGAGACAGGGCUCGCCGAGGAGGAAGUUGCCGCUGGAAAUGGGGCGGGUGCAAAGUUAGAUGCUGUCGUCUCUCCUCCGGCGCCUACGGACGAACCUUCGUGGCUCGACUUUGACUAA